This is a messenger RNA of Owenia fusiformis, 1591 nucleotides long. The record is from the annotation of a GenBank genome assembly. NCBI's taxonomy places the organism in Eukaryota, Metazoa, Annelida, Polychaeta, Sabellida, Oweniidae.
UCGAAAUAUCAUUGAAUAAGAAGACAUUGAAAUAAAUUUAAUGUUGUUUUGAAUCUUACAGUGGUGGCGUCUCCAAAUCUACAAAACCAAAUGCUACGAAUCUUAUCCAAAGCCAUCAACGAGGAACCCCUGUCUCGGGAAGACAAGGAAAUUAUCAAAAGCAUCAAAAGGAAAGAGAACUAUGCAUCUGAGAUAAUUGCCCGUAAAGGUGACAAGAUUGCUCAACUGAACUACCAAGUAAAUACACUUCAAAAGAAGGUGACGAGUCUCAGUGAGGACCUCGAUAGAAAUGAAAUAGUAAAUAACAAUGGCAUACUCGAAAUAAAGGAACUACGGGAUGAAAUAGUUAUUCGUGAUGAUGAAAUCAAAAAACUUAAAGAGGAGAUGAAAUCGAAGUUCAACCUCAACGAUCAUAACAAUGAACGCCCAGGGGAAUCCUCUGAACAAGAAGUAAAAGAAAUAAAUGCCAUUACAGAUAAAAAAGUUGACCAAAUUUCAAAAUUGACAGAAAAGCUGGAAAACUAUCAAACCGACGCGAGGCAAUUUGAAAAGAAAAUCGAAACGAUUAAUGUCAAAUUACAGGCCGUUGCGAAAUGCAAUCCAAAUGAUUAUCAUAUAUCAACGGAAAAUAAGCAAAUGUCUAUUUUACACCUAAAUAUAACAUUCAUUGAGGAGAACAUAGAAUAUCUUCAGCAAAAGCUCUUAAGUGAACUAAACAUGAUAAGUCAAUUACAAACUGAACAGAGAUUGGUCGCUCAAAUACUCGGAUUUGAUAAGAUUGAAAAAAACUUGUAUCAUACUGCAAAAACCUUUUUGGAUAAUUUUGAAAAUCAAGCAGAAGAAAAGAAAAAAGAAAUUGAUAAUUUAAAGAAAGAAUUGGGAGAAGCAAAGAUGAAAAAAAAGAAACUACAGAAAGAAGUCAAGACGCUUAAAGUGAAUGAGAUUCAGAUACGAAAAAACUACGAAUCUAUGAAAAAAGCACAUCAUGAUUUACAAAGACAAAUCAAUGAGAGGAGACCAAGUAGUGCCAGAUACGGUGACUCGGGCAAUGGGAAUAGCAUUACACUUCCAGAUAUAUCGGAUAGAGAAUACCAAGCCAAAAGUUAUACUCUAUCGAGGAGUAAUAAAAGUGUUUUGGAUGGUCAAUAUCUACAACAAAUUGCUGAAAAAGUAGGACCCGACAAGUGCCAUGCUCUAGGAAAUCAACUAAGUAUUAGUAAAACGACUAUUGAAACAAUCAUUUUAAGUAACCAACAUAAUGCUGGUGUAUGGGUGUUGAACGUUUUAACAACUUGGAAUCAGAGGCUUUCCAAAGACCAAAACGGAAAACAUAUACUGGCACGUGCACUUAAAGCUAUAGGACUAGUUGCUUUGGGAGAAGCUGUGGAAGACUAUAAAGUGAAUGGGAAUGGUGAUGACGACGACGACGACGAUGCGCUCUGAUCGUACUACAUUUCUAUUAUGCAUGCAUGAUGAAUCUUCGGGUUAGAAAAAAUGGAAUGGCUAAUCAUGACGACAAUUGCAAUGAAGACAUUGAUGAAUAUCAAGACAAUGAUGAGACACCACACUAAUGGAGUUAUCCAUGUGAUUA